Molecule: messenger RNA, 2760 nt
Organism: Prosopis cineraria
Lineage: Eukaryota; Viridiplantae; Streptophyta; Magnoliopsida; Fabales; Fabaceae
Product: protein root UVB sensitive 1, chloroplastic
Exons: 6
Coding region: 696-2549 (617 amino acids)
Biological process (GO): developmental process; response to UV-B
Cellular component (GO): chloroplast envelope
Source: RefSeq, a predicted model, not a curated record
CGUAAUUGGCCACUGCCACAAAAUCUUCCAAAUGCUAUCCACCGCUCGUCGAGGGCCUGCAAGUGAAAAAUUAUAAGCAGAGAGGUGGUGGGAAAAAAGACAUAAUUUUAGGAAAUCACUCGUCUGGAGACUAUUUUCCGACUUUGAUGUCCAAAGUCUUAUCGUCGACGGAUGUUGAUUGAUCAUAAAAACCAACAGGAAAGUCUUAUGAUGAUCCCUUGCUCUUGGUUACCCCAGAAGCAAACCAAAGGAGCGUAGUACCGGAGACCCCUCCAAGUAACAAGAUAAGUUGACUUCCUGUUGUCGGCAAGGAUAAAACCCAUACAGGACGGGUGCAACCUCGUCGUAGAUUUUAACAAUAAAUAAACCGAAAAUUCUAGUUUCUUUUUUGAUGCCUAAAUUAAAAUUUACACUUACAAGUUGAUUCAUCCUCAAUUGUGCAUCUGAACAUGUCCUUCCCCCAAUCUCCCUCUUUCCGUGGGUGGGGUGGUCGUGGUGGCAAAUUUCACUUGUUUGCCGCCGCCGCCGCCGCCGGUGUCAAAGUUAAUUGAGUACUGAUAUACAUAUACAUACAUACUCAUCCUUUAGACGUUUACCGAAUUUUGACUUUCUCUGGCUCAGGCAACGGACUCCACCGUAAGUCGGUAACCCCCGCCCCAGCGGAAGCGGGUGGCUUUGGCUAGAGGGCAAGGAACAUGACCUACACUUCCAUGCCCCUGGCCCUUUCCCCGCGCUUCUCUUCUCUCUAUUUCACCAAUGCUCGUUCUUCUCCAUGGCGUCUGUUUCAGCUUCAUCAGCAGGCAUCGCCACUGACCCUCGCCAAUGUUCAAGCCCUCCUGUCCAAAAAGAUUGAUACUCCUCUUAAAACUUUUCCAUUGCAUCCUUUUCGCUUUCUCUCACUCUCUCUCUUGUUAGACAGUGGCGGCAGUGACGACGGCGGUGGCGGCAAUAACAAUGAUCACAAUAAUGGCGGUGAAUGGGGUUAUCCUUUUGACCCUGAAGAUUCAUCUUCAGGGCCUUUUUAUGCCCUUUUCUUUUCUUUACUCUUAUGCUCGACUUGCCGUUGCUUCUGCCAAUUCCUGUUUGCGAAAUUCGCAAUGGCCAAAACUAAAGUGGCGUCUUCCACAAGAACAGACUCUGAGAACGAAGCUCGGCCCGGUUCCGUCUGGGAAGUGAAGGGAGGCAAGAGGACUAGGCUUAUCCCGAAUCAUAUCAAUGACGCUUUUGUUUUGGCACAACCAAGCUUGUUAAUGGAGUUAUCAUCACUGGAAACUUUAAAAAUUCCAAAUUUUUUGUUAUUUCAGUUCAGAGACCUCUUCAAGCGUUUGAUGCUCCCCGAAGGCUUUCCAAACAGCGUCACAAGUGAUUACUUGGAGUACUCCUUAUGGAGGGGAGUUCAAGGAGUUGCUAGCCAAAUCAGUGGAGUUCUGGCAACGCAAUCGUUGCUCUAUGCUGUUGGAUUAGGAAAAGGAGCAAUUCCAACUGCAGCUGCCAUUAACUGGGUUUUAAAGGAUGGAAUUGGGUACCUCAGCAAAAUCAUGUUGUCGAAUUUCGGUCGCCAUUUCGACGUCAACCCAAAAGGGUGGAGAUUGUUUUCUGAUGUUCUUGAAAAUGCUGCCUUUGGUUUGGAGAUGUUGACUCCUGCAUUUCCUCAUCUUUUUGUACCAAUUGGUGCUGUAGCUGGUGCAUCGCGUUCUGCAGCGGCGCUAAUCCAGGCUUCUACGAGGAGCUGUUUCUAUGCUGGCUUUGCUGCUCAAAGGAACUUUGCAGAGGUAAUUGCGAAAGGUGAAGUCCAAGGAAUGGUUAGCAAGUUUUUUGGUAUCAUGCUGGGUAUAAUAUUGGGUAACUGCAUAGGCUCCUCCACACCUCUAGUUCUUGCUUCUUUUAGUGUGGUGACUUGGGUUCACAUGUACUGCAAUUUGAAGUCAUAUCAAUCCAUUCAAUUAAGGACCCUAAAUCCUUAUCGUGCAAGUUUAGUUUUCAGUGAAUAUCUACUAAGUGGCCAAGCACCUCCAGUUAAAGAGGUCAAUGACAAGGAGCCGCUUUUUCCAGCUGUAUCCAUACUAAAUGUAACAAUUGCCAACAAGGUACCAUCAUUUAUUUUAUCUUCUGAAGCAAAAGAUGCAGCUGCAGAAAUUGAAAGCCGACUGCAACUGGGAUCUAAGCUAAGUGAAAUCGUCAAUAGCUGGGAGGAUGCGCUUGCUCUCUUUGGCCUCUAUAAAAAUGAGGGCUACAUCUUGUCAGAGCAUAUGGGAAAAUUCUGUGUUGUGCUCAAAGAAAAUUGUUCGCCACAGGAUAUGCUCAAGGCAUUGUUCCAGGUCAGUUACCUCUAUUGGUUAGAGAAGAAUGCAGGAAUUGAAGGAAGAGGAACUGUUGAUGACUCUAAACCUGGGGGGAGGCUGCAGUUGUCUCUAGAUUACGUGGAACGGGAAUUCAACCAUGUCAGAAACGAUGGGGAAACGGUAGGUUGGGUCACCGAUGGGCUUAUUGCCAGGCCUUUGCCCAAUAGAAUUCGUCCAGGAAACAUGGCAUCGUAUGUGAGUAGUUGAUAUGACAAAAUGGCUGCUUAGCUUUCCAUGCAGCAGAAAGAGUUUGUUUGAGGUGUCUCGGAGAUCUUGGGGCUCUUUAGCUCUUUGCAAGUUUAGUAACAUGUCCUGUGCCGUAGAACAUGCACCUCCAUCCAUCUAAACGAAUACAAGUAGCUGAAGAACUGUAUCUGAAUAAAAAAAAAUACAAAUAGUUUGAUUUAAAGACUUUAAA